Messenger RNA from Candidula unifasciata, 2088 nucleotides. Lineage: Eukaryota; Metazoa; Mollusca; Gastropoda; Stylommatophora; Geomitridae. The record is from the annotation of a GenBank genome assembly.
AUGGAGGGACUUCCUCAGUUACUGAAAGCAUGGGCUACACAGGAGAUGAAAUUUCAGAAUGUUGCUUACAGUUCCAGUGAUUUCAUUCCUUUGCCCACAGAGAAAGACUUUGAACAAUUAUGCAAGAAACCUCUGGAUGAUGUUUGGAGAUACGUACUGAAGCAUGUGAAAUCCAAGCAAUCUGUAAGGGAGAUCAAGGGCAACAUUGAAUUAUAUAAGAGACUGGGUUUGCAGAAGUCUGUAAAAACUCAGCAAACAUCACAAGAGACGUCGGAGCAGAAUGCGCUGCAACAAGCCAAGGCUGAGCUGGUGAGAGAGUUGACCAGCUGCCGGUCAGAUGUUCAUCAGCUGCAUAAAGAGAUGAAUCAUCUGAAACAUGAAGUGAUGGAUGCAGAACUGGCUUACCAGAGUGCUCGUCAGCGAGUAAGAGAUCUGCAAAAGAAAGAGGUCAUCCUUGAGGUUGCUGGAAAAUGUGCUGAGGAAACAGUUGCCAGAUAUUCUGAAUAUGACCAAAGAGUGGAGAAGCUAUACCAGAAUAUGACUAGACAGUGUGAAGGUCAUAAAAACAAUUAUGUUACAAGAGGAAUUAAGAACAAAGUUGGAGAUCUGGAGACAGAGUGUUGUCGGGAUGUGCGCCUCGCAUGUGAAGUUAUUGAGGAGUUUCUGCACAGAAUCAUUGAUGGCUCAUUUGGAGACAAAACUACUCUAGAAAAUGCUCAGAAGCAGCUGGCGGAGAAGAUCGAAGCAGUAGCUUCUGCUCACAACAUAAGCUCUCUUGUCUCGGCUCUGGUCACUAACAUCAACUAUACAUCCAAGGAGCUUCAGGAAAGAACUCAGCAGAUCAGCAUCGCCAAAGAUGCAGAAGCCCUCAGUUUUUCAUAUGACGCAAAGGAUGGCCUUCGUGACAUGUCUUCUCCUCCAUCUGUACAGAAAAGUGUUCAAGAACUAUUGCUCGCUGGCAAUGAACAGCAUGUGAUGCGCUGGUUCCAUGAACAAGAGAAGAUCAAUGAACAGUGGAAACUCACAGCUCAGCUCGACGAUAUCAUGAUGGACAUCCGCAAGCAAGUUCAGAGACUCAUAGGAGACCAGCCCCGCUGUGUUCAGUUGGCCAACAGUUACAUUGAUGCUCAAAUCCAGCUUGCUGAAGAGAGAUCAGUACUGCCAUGUCUGAAGGCAGAAGCUUGCAGUCUCAAGAACAAAAUUGCAAAAGCCAAACAAGAAAGACAAGAGCUUCAUCUGAAGUACGAGAAGAUUCAAGACUUUAGAGGACUUGUUGAAAAGAAGCAGAAUAUUAUCAGUACUUUGGCCAGACAGAACGCGCAAGCUCCAGUGAAACUUGACUCUCAGAAAAAACAGGUGAUGAGCUACAUCCUGUCACGAUCCAUGAGCUCCCAUGCUGCCCAAGUUCAUCGCUUGACAGACGGUUUGAAGAACAGCUUCAUUUCGGAACUGAUGAAGUUUGAUUCUCUGGAUAUAUCUUGUUUUGUAACAGUGUCUUUAGACAGCAAUACUCGCCAGUGUGUGCUUGACCUGUCCAUCGCCCCGUCCAUCCACCCACUCGCCCAUGAGAAACUCCACAUGUACACAGAUAUUCGCACAGCUGUUGGCUUUCCUGCAUUUAAGUCGACAGACAGUUUAUUCUUGCAUGUACUGGACAUCCACAACCAAAUCCAAGAGCUUCACCAGGCCCAGCAGCGACGACAGAACAGUGUGAGAACAGCCAUGACCGCAGCGAACACAACCGAUGAUCUCAGUACUUUUCUUGCCAGUGUUCAGAGGAAUUUGGAAGACAUGUGUCAGAAAGCUAAAGAGCAUGACCGGGCCCAAUGUGACAAGUUACUGCCCAAGCUACAGAAAAGUCUGAAAGCUAUCUUAACCUGUGCCUCCCAGAUGUCAGACCUACAGAAACAAGUCAAUAUUUGGUGGGAGCAACCAGCUCAGUUUACCACGCCAUGGGUUGUCACCGAGGGCAUGACCUUUGACCAGUGGUUGAGGAAGUGGAGAGUGGCCGUCACCAUGCAUCACAAAAAGAUGAUAGAAUACAAAUGUGCGGCCAUGAAGCAACAGGAUUCAGCCAGCAAGUCCUGA